Hylaeus volcanicus is the source of this 400-nucleotide messenger RNA. Its product is annotated as odorant receptor Or2-like. Bases 6 to 326 code for a protein of 106 amino acids. The record is from RefSeq and is a predicted model, not a curated record. Gene Ontology annotation, molecular function: olfactory receptor activity; odorant binding. Gene Ontology annotation, cellular component: plasma membrane. Gene Ontology annotation, biological process: detection of chemical stimulus involved in sensory perception of smell; sensory perception of smell. The transcript has 4 exons. NCBI's taxonomy places the organism in Eukaryota, Metazoa, Arthropoda, Insecta, Hymenoptera, Colletidae.
UGACAAUGUACAAAUUCUCUACGGAGCCAAUGGUUGCAUACAAUUUUCUGAUAUACGCCAUGGAUAUAGUUGCUUACGUAUUUCUGUAUUCUUAUGUAGGCGAGCAACUGAUGUAUCAGUCUCAGUGCAUCGGCGAGGCAUUCUACGAUAUUAAUUGGCCAGAGGUGGAGUACAAUGAACGGAAAGCAUUGCUGAUGGGUAUAAUGAACGGACAGGGAGCUAUGAAGAUGACGGCUGGCAAACUUUAUACUUUCUCGCUUUUUGGUUUUAGCGGUAUCGUGAAGACGUCUAUGGUAAGUUUCACCAUGCUACGCGCCAACAUGUAAGAACACGGACGAAAGUGCGCAAUGUGAUUACAACGACUCUGAGCCAGCAUGCUAGUGAUUCUGUCUUGUACAUU